GCAGCAGCGGCGAGAGUCAAUCGAAAUUCUGUUGUCAAAGCGUGCGGUUCGUUCGGUCUCGCCCGCGUGAAGAGCAAUCGAAAGCCACAAGGCAAGAAGCAGAAGGAGGCGCAGGAGACAGUCGCCACUUGGAGCGACCAGUUCCAAAAAAUCUGACAAACUAUAGGCACUCAUAGCCAUAGACAUAGGCAUAGACGUGAAUAUAGAAAAUAGUCUACGCAGAUAGUGCGGUGCGGCCAGUGGCACUUUAUUUAUAAAUCCUCUAUAUUUUUGGAUCAAACUUGGGGCGAAAGCAAAAGUGUUAAGAAUUCGGUCCCGUCUCGGUUUUGUGUGUGCUGCGUGUCCGUGUGAAAAUGCCGUUGGCAAAAUUGUGAAAUCCUCUCGAGUAAAAAUCCAAUAUAGCACUUAAUCCAUAAACACAUAAAUCCCGAAACAAUGAUGUACUUAAGCAACAAACUGUGUUCCUGGCUGCUGCUGGUGGUGUGCUGCAGCUCCAUCCUGGUCAGCGGACAGUACGAACACUAUCUGGACAGCCUGCGCUCCAAUGAGCUGUACGAGUUCGUCGACGACGGCUCCUCGGGCAGCAUCCAGUUCCUGCCCAAGGGCGACAGCGAACGCACCCUCCUGCAACUGGAGCAGCCCAUCAGCUUCUAUGGCGAGCAGUACGAGCAGCUCUAUAUCAAUACCAAUGGAAUCCUCACGUUCAACGUGGAAUUCCCCGAGUACUUGAACCAGCCUUUCCCACUCGAGUACCCCUCGAUAGCCGCCUUCUACUCGAACGUGGACACAUCAAACAGCGGGGAUGAGACCUCCGUCUCCAUAUUCCAGACCAAGGACCCUGCCACCCUGGACAGAGCCUCGCAGCUGGUGCGCUACGCCUUCAGCGAACAGGCCGCGUUCGAGGCGGAACAGGUGGUUGUGGCCACUUGGCAGAACGUAGGCUACUUCGACUCCAAGACGGACAAAGUGAACACCUUCCAGGUGGCCCUGAUAGCCAAUGAGCAGCAGACCUUCGUGCAGUUCAUCUACCCGGAGGGCGGCCUCAACUGGCUCCAGGGCGAGUCGUUGGGCAAUGGACUGCCCGAUAUCCGAGCUCAGGCUGGAUUCGUGGCUGAGGACGGACGCUACUACAGCCUCAACGGAUCCGGAUCGGAGAAUGCCCGUUUCCUUAGCGAGAGCACCAACCUGGGAGUGUCCGGAGUCUGGCUGUUCGAGGUGGCUCCGGUGGCAGCACAGCAGAACGUACGGGCCCCCGACAACGCCGAGACGCGCACAGAGUCGCCUGCUUUGGCCCAGAGCUGCCACGCUCUUGGACAUCAGUGCCACGACAAGGCUCAAUGCCACGACAAGGCCGAGGGAUACUGCUGCGCCUGUGAGCCGGGCUUCUACGGAAACGGAAAGGCUUGUCUGGCCAACGACCUGCCCAUCCGGGUGACGGGCACGCUCUCGGGCGAGUUAAAUGGCCGUCCAGUCGACGAGCAGGCCAAGCUGCAAUCAUACGUUGUCACCACCGAUGCCAGGUCCUACACGACAAUCAAUCCGCUGAGCGUGGAGCAGGGAGCUCAGAUCCGCCUGAUCCUGCCGCUGCUCACGACCGUGCCCUGGCUUUUCGCCAAGUCGGUGAAUGGGGCCUCCAAUGGCUACCAGCUGACGGGCGGCGACUACGAGCACAUCUCGCGCAUCCAGUUCGAGUCGGGAGAGACGUUGCACGUGAACCAGACCUUCCAGGGCCUCAACUACUGGGACCAGCUGGCGGUAAAAAUCGAAAUCUACGGCGAGGUGCCGACCAUCCAGUCGGGCGCCACUCUCCACCUGCCCGACUACAUCGAUGAGUACCGCUUCGUACGGCCCGGAGAGCUGCAAUCGGUGCAGACGCACCAGCUUGAGCUGGUGGACGACCAGCGCGUCAUCAGCUUCCAGGUGGACCAGCGCAUCCUGUACCAGAGCUGUCUGCGCGACGACGAGGCGGACCCCUCCGACACCAGCGUCAUGCAGAAGGUAUCCAAGAUCGCCCUGGACUUUGUGGAGCGUGACCAGGCGCUGCGCAUAAGCGCCAUGAGCAAGAUAGGGGUGGACGCGGAGUCCAAUGCCUGCACGGACGGCACUGGCCAGUGCGUGGAGAACUCCGUGUGCGUGCCCUAUGAGGAUACCUACCGCUGCGACUGUCGCCACGGCUACGCGGCCCAGCUGGACGAGCGCGGCCUCGAGGUUUGUGUGGAUGUGGACGAGUGCGCCCUGGGUACCCAUGUGUGCGACGAGAACGCUCUGUGCGAGAACAACGAGGGCGGAUUCACCUGCUUCUGCUCCGAGGGAUAUCAGGGUAACGGCUACAGGUGCCUGUCCAACAGCAGUGACAGCACCGCCGACAACAUCGAGUACUCCACCCCAGCGAACCAGGUUGUCGACGAACCUAGCUCCGAAGCCGAUUCCGAUUCCGAGUCUGAUGCUAAUGCCAAUGCCAAUGCCAAUCCCGAUCCCAACCCCUAUCCCUACCCCUAUCCCAGUGAGGAGGAACAAGGGCCCACACAUUCGGAUGAGUGCUAUCGCUGCUCACCCGAUGCCGACUGCUACGAGGGGCGUUGCGCAUGUCGUGAAGGCUUCUCCGGCGAUGGGUACCAGUGCUCCAAUCUGUGCGGCCAUGACGAGGCCUGGGAGCACGGACGCUGCGUUCCCAUCCUGCUGGAGCUGGAGGUGGACCCGUCGUGCGAUUUUCUUGGCAACUGCCGCUGCCCGGAGGGCUACCUAAUCUCCGAAGAUGGUCAGAUUUGUCGCUAUACUCUGGAUGCCGAUUUGGAGAAGAAUGGAGACUUGGUUCCUUGCGAUGUGGACGCCAACUGCCAUAUCAAUGCCACUUGUGUCUGGUACGAGCACGAGCUGCGCCACAUCUGCACCUGCAACGCCGGCUUCAGCGGCGACGGCUACGCCUGUGAGCCCAUCGACGACUCCUGCGCUAUUAAACCCGAAAUCUGCGACGCCCAUGCCACGUGCAACUACAACGACCAACAGGGCAAGUCCGAGUGCGUGUGCGAGCGCCGCUACGAGGGCGAUGGAUACCGCUGCCAGCUGGCGCCGGAGUGCGAGUCCGCGGAGCACUGCGGGGAGAACGCCUUCUGUGACUCGGGCGUUUGCCAGUGCCAGGAGGACUACGAGCGGGAUGUGAGCGACAGGUGUGUGCCGGCCGGCCGUUGCGGGGCCGUCUUCUGUGGGUCCAACGCCAUCUGCAAAUGGGACUCGGUGCAGAGCGUCCAGUACUGCGACUGCCUCGAGGGCUAUCAGGGGGACGCACUGGCGGGGUGCCUGAGCAAACCCACGCCCUGCAAUGUGAGGAACACCUGCGGCAUCCAUGCCACCUGCGAGCCAACCGAGGAUCCUGCGAAUUAUGAGUGCCAGUGCAUCGCCGGCUACCACGGCGACGGCUACGUGUGCAUCGAGGAGCAGAACUGCCUCAACAACCCCACGCUCUGCGACAUGAACGCCAAGUGCCACUCGACCAACUCUGGCCUGGUCUGCGCGUGCAAUCAAGGUUUCUAUGGAAACGGCUCCACCUGCUUCGAGCGCCAGCAGCAUGACUCGGACUUCCUCAUCGUCAGCCAGGGAGUGGUCAUUGUCCGAGUACCUCUCAACGGACGAAAUGUCCUGCCCAUAUCGGUGGCCUCGAUGGCAAUCGGCCUGGACAAGGACUGCGUGGAGGGUCGCGUCUACUGGGGCGACAUCUCGGCCAAGAAGAUUGUGAGUGCCAAGUACGAUGGCACCGACGCCCGUCCCUUCAUUACCACUGAUAUCGAGUCUCCUGAGGGCAUUGCCAUAGAUGUCAUUUCUCGUCGCCUAUACUGGACUGACUCCGUAAAGGACACCAUUGAGGUGGCCAGCCUGGACGAUCCCACGCUGCGUGCGGUGGUUAUCAACAAGCAGCUGGUGAAUCCCCGCGGCAUUGCCGUGGAUCCCUACAGAGAGAAACUCUUCUGGUCGGACUGGGACCGCUCCUCGCCCAAGAUUGAGUUCUCGGACUUGGACGGCACUGGGCGGGAGCUGCUGCUGGGCCACGAUGCUGUCACCCUGCCGAAUUCUCUGGUAGUGCUGGAGAACACGGGCGAGCUGUGCUACGCCGAUGCCGGAAGCAAGAAAGUGGAGUGCAUCCAUCCCCAGAACCGCGAGACCCGCACCAUCUCCAACGAGCUGUCCUAUCCGUUUGGCCUCACCUUCACCCAUGAUCAGUUUUACUGGACCGACUGGACUACCAAAAAACUGGAGAGCGUGGAUGCCCUGGGUACCCGCCAGAAGCCAAUACAGACCCCGUUCUUUGGCAGCCACAAGAUGUACGGCAUGACGGUCGUGGAGCAGAACUGUCCGCAGUACCAGAGCCCCUGCCAGAUCAACAACGGCGGCUGCACAGACGCCCGGCUCUGUCUGGUGAACCGCAAGGCUCCUUCGGGCAAGAGCUGCAAGUGCACCAGCGCCUCCACCGGCUGCAGUCUGCAGCCAUCGCCCUAUCCCGGCUACUAAGUCAAUAUUCAACUAAAUUGACAUUAUUUUUCGAUACGUAUACAGAACCAAAAACACAAAGAAACAAUGAGUUAAGAAACGCUAACUAAAUUAAAUGUACUAACUAGGAAUGCCUGUGUGCCAUUUUAUGUAAAGCUACUCAAAACUUAAUAAAAUAAAAGUAAGCACCCGGCGUGGGUCUAGAGAUUAAACACAACUAAGAGCUAAGCUUUUGGCACUGCUUUUGAAGACCUGUAUCUAACAACUCUGUAAGUCACAUAACAAAUAGUCUGAUAUCCAAGUUUCACUGCUAGAUAUACAGGAUAUACAGGAAUACAACCUACUAUGUUCGGUUUAUUAUACAGCUCAGAACAUGAAAUGACUUCGUUCGCAAUACAAUAUUUCCAACUAUA
Drosophila pseudoobscura is the source of this 4895-nucleotide messenger RNA. It is a transcript of the gene Ndg, whose product is annotated as Nidogen. The transcript has 11 exons. The record is from RefSeq and is a predicted model, not a curated record. Gene Ontology annotation, molecular function: calcium ion binding. Gene Ontology annotation, biological process: cell-matrix adhesion. The coding region runs from base 436 to 4503 and encodes 1355 amino acids. NCBI's taxonomy places the organism in Eukaryota, Metazoa, Arthropoda, Insecta, Diptera, Drosophilidae.